AUGAAGCUCCAAUGGGCCUCCGGCCUCCUUCUCGGAGCCGUCGUCAAUUACGUUGACGCCUCUGCCGCUUCCCAUCUUCCGCCCAAUUUUUCUACGGAUUCGAGUGAUGUCGUUGUUCCCACGUACGGUGCCAUUGACCCCGAGAAAUACUGCUGGCAAGCAAAGCCUCGGGGUGGCAGCCGCCUCGACCGAACCAACUUCGCCGUGGAGUGCUCUAGUCAGGAAAAUGAUGACAAUCAAUGCAAGAAUGUGUUGGACGGCCAGGUCCACACGUACUGGCGCAGCGAAUCCAGCAAUAAAACCCAAAAUAACUGGAUCAUUAUCGACCUUGGCUCGGAGCAAAAAGUGAACGGUCUCAGCAUGCUGCCUCUCAUGGACAAGGAUGCUCGUGGACAGGUUGCCAAGCACGAGGUUUAUCUCAGCAACGAUAAACGCGAUUGGAAAAGAGUCGCCUACGGGCUCUGGGGAUGGAACAAGAGCUUGAAGCUCGCUGUCUUCGAACCCGAAGUUGCCAAAUACGUGAAGCUCAUUGCGAAGGGUGAAGCGCCUCUCGGCAAAUCUCCCGAUACCAAGUACCCGGAAACGUGGACCAGCAUUGUCGACAUCGCCAUCUACGCCGUCGACUUCAUUAUCCCCCGGGACCCAUCCCGAGGUACCUGGGGCCCAACACUCGACUUGCCCAUUGUCCCCGUAGCUGGGGCCCAUACUGCAGUUAACCGUGUGAACAACGGCGAUAUCAUCCUCUGGUCUGCCUGGGCUGACAAUCAAUUCUUUGCUUCCCCUGGUGGCGAAACCUUCACAACUACCUGGGAUCCUAUCAAGGAGGAUAUUUUCCAGGCUAGUGUUGCCAACAAUGAGCACGAUAUGUUCUGUCCUGGAAUCUCCAUGGACUUCGACGGACGAAUUGUCGUGUCUGGUGGAGCCGACUCGGACAAGACCAGCAUCUUCAACGGCACUGGCUGGGAGCGCGGUGAGAGCAUGGCGCUCCACCGUGGAUACCAUUCCACUACUACCCUCUCCGAUGGACGGAUCUUUGCCAUUGGUGGUUCGUGGAGCGGAGGGCCGAAUAACCCCAAGGACGGCGAGCUCUACGAUCCCUGGACGCGAACCUGGAAGAGGCUCUACAACCUCCAGCGUGAGAUCAUCGAAACUGAUGACAGACCGCUCCGGGCCGAUAAUCACGCAUGGCUGUUCGGCUGGAAGAACGGCAGUGUUUUCCAUGCCGGUCCCAGCAACAAGAUGCACUGGUUCAACACUCGCACAAAGGGAGGUAGUUAUGUGCCUGCCGGUUAUCGCCUUGACGACCAACACUCAAUGUCUGGGAACAACGUCAUGUUCGAUGCCGUUCAGGGUAAGAUUCUCACCUUCGGAGGCCAGGAGCGCUACGACGGAUCUUUCGGUACCAGAAAUGCCCACAUCAUCACCAUCAGCGAGCCCUACAAGAAGCCCAAGGUGCAGGUGGCCGGUUUGAAUGGAAGUAAGAGCGAGAACAACCCUGGCGGCAUGUUUUAUCAGCGUGUCUUCCAUACCUCUGUUGUUCUCCCUGAUGGAUCUGUCUUCAUCGCUGGUGGCGAGAUCUGGGGCCAACCCUUCAAUGAAGCUGAAAGGGAUAUCCAAUUGACCCCGGAAAUUUACUACCCGGACAGAGACAUUUUCGCUCCCCUACAGAGGAACAACGUCGUUCGUGUCUACCACAGUCUCUCGAUUCUCCUCCCUGACGCUACCGUGCUCAACGGAGGUGGCGGUCUUUGUGGUAACUGCACCGUGAACCACUACGACGCUCAGAUCUUCCGGCCCCCAUACCUAUACAACAAAGACGGAACGCCAGCGACCCAGCCUAAGACCCCCUCCGUGAAGAACAGAAGCGGCAAGGUCACCGUGGGCAAAACACUUCGUUUCUUCGCUGACGCUGAUAUCAAGAGCGCAUCUCUGGUCCGUCUCGGCACUGUCUCGCACACUGUCAACACCGACCAGAGACGCGUGCCCCUGGAUAAAUACAAGUGUGAAGAUCCCGAGGACGGUUACAAAUACUGCGAGGCCCAGAUCUAUCCGGACCCCGGCGUUGUUCUCCCCGGAUACUACAUGCUUUUCGUCAUGAACUCCGCUGGCGUUCCUAGCAAGGCUGCGACCGUCAAAGUUGAGUUGGAUUUCCCCUUGGGCCAUUUCACCGAAGAGGAUUACCUCAUUGAUGAGAAAGAUGAAGAAGUGGAACACAAGAAAGACUGCGAUAUGGACGUUGCUGGUGGUAAGCAAGUCCAGGGAAUGGUAGCUAUGAUAUUUGCGGCUGCUCGCAAAUUCUGGAACCCACCGCAGUCGACUCUCGUGACUCAGGGUUAA
Messenger RNA from Penicillium samsonianum, 2337 nucleotides. RefSeq names its product galactose oxidase precursor. Bases 1 to 2337 code for a protein of 778 amino acids. The record is from RefSeq and is a predicted model, not a curated record. The transcript has a single exon. Gene Ontology annotation, molecular function: protein binding. NCBI's taxonomy places the organism in Eukaryota, Fungi, Ascomycota, Eurotiomycetes, Eurotiales, Aspergillaceae.